Megalops cyprinoides (Indo-Pacific tarpon) is the source of this 2383-nucleotide messenger RNA. Its product is annotated as ephrin-A2-like. Gene Ontology annotation, biological process: osteoclast differentiation; ephrin receptor signaling pathway; axon guidance. Gene Ontology annotation, cellular component: plasma membrane. The record is from RefSeq and is a predicted model, not a curated record. Gene Ontology annotation, molecular function: ephrin receptor binding. The coding region runs from base 1190 to 1780 and encodes 196 amino acids. NCBI's taxonomy places the organism in Eukaryota, Metazoa, Chordata, Actinopteri, Elopiformes, Megalopidae. The transcript has 4 exons.
CGCUCAAGAGGAAGCACUCAGAGCAACUCGUGUGAGGCACGCCGUCUGAACUGGGAUGAAUCAAGGGACUAGGAUAGAUACAGCGAUAGCUGGGCUGAGGCUGAACAUUAGGCGUCGAGAAGCUUGAAGACGAGCAUACAGCACUGAAAGAAAUUAGUCUUUUUUUCAACAGCAGCAGAGGAUGGUAUAGGAGCAGCAACUUUGCAAUUAAUGCGCCAGCUUCGCCCACACUGAUUGUUACGGCUGCACGGUGGAACGCAACAGAGAGCACUAACAAAACCAGAAAACCGGUAAACUUUUGCUUUUAAUAAAGGAAGGAUGAACGAAGGAGCGAAAUCGAGCGAACACAUUUUCCCAGUUUUUCGGUCGCUGUGUGACAGGCAGACGGAAAAGUCGAUUGUUUCCGUAGAGCUCGGAUGUAAUCGUGCUGCAGAAUAACAGGGUUUCUGAGUAACACCUUAGAGUACAAUAAACAAAUAUAUCACUAGACUCUAACGACGCUUUGCACAUUUUAAAAAGGAUCGCUCAUAAACAUCUCUCUCAGAUGCGACAUGAGGAAAAACAUUGGCACUGGCUUUGUUUUUGUAUUGGAACGUAUGGAUGGUAAAGGAACUUAAAUUAUAGGGAGUUAUCCUGGACACAUGGAUGUACAACGUGAAAUGUUACUAUGGAUGUUACUGUUUCAAGCACGACAUGGCAAACGUCUUGCGUUUUUUUCUUUCAUUUUAGCUAGUGUUCUUGACUAAGUGUUUGUAUGUGAAAACGCAAAAUGGGUUUUGUAGACUAUUGGAGCCGUUCACAGUGGAGCGCGUCUUGAACAGUAUAGAAAAAAACAGUUUAAAUGGACCCUCGUAAUCGAUUGCUGGAGGUUUUGGCCAUGCACGGCGAACCACGUUCUUAAGAAACUUUGUUUUUGACGUGCUGCUGAUUUUACUUCUUGAAUAAGACAUUGAAUGAGGAGCACUGAUACUCUGCACCUGAGUGUCCUGUUCUCUCGCACAGCCGGAAAACUUGAGUUACACUGAAUUCAAAUGAGAGCGGAGCGGAAUUAAGUUUCCCACUAAUUGGAAAAUCGAAACAAUUCCGCAUGUGUAAUUAAACUGGCGACUACCCAUUAAGCAAUAUCAAUACCCUAUUAAAUUCCAGCUCCCCGGCUUUCGGCUAUCUAGGAGGACACCAAGCUUGCCGAAUGGAGUUGUCACUUCUGUUUUUAACCCUUGCUUGUCAAGUAUCGGUGUGGGCCGAAGAGAGGGUGAUAUCAGACAGACACACAGUUUAUUGGAACAGCUCGAAUCCCAGGUUCCGGCGUGGGGAUUACACCGUCGGGCUGAGCAUCAAUGACUACCUGGACAUCUACUGCCCGUACUAUGAGAGCCCCCAGCCCCAGGACCGCAUGGAGCGCUACAUCCUCUUCAUGGUCAACCACGAGGGUUACCGCACCUGCGACCCCAGGAUGAGGGGCCUCAAGCGCUGGGAGUGCAACCAGCCCCGCAGCUCCAGCGGGCCCCUCAGGUUCUCCGAGAAGUUCCAGCUCUUCACCCCCUUCUCGCUGGGGUUCGAGUUCCGCCCGGGCCACGAGUACUACUACAUCUCAUCCCCGCACGUUAACCACGCUGGGAGGCAGUGUUUGAAGCUGAAGGUGUACGUGAGACCCACCAAUGAGUCAGGGUACAAGUCUCCAGAGCCCUUUCUGACAGAUGACAGCUCGGACUGCAGUGUGGCCGCACCCUGCCUCUUGCUUGCGGUGGCCCUUGUGUUGACAAUGCUGUCCUCGUCCUAGCCCCCACCCCCACGCUGAUCACUGCCCCCGUCCCCGCCCCCUACAGCCUCACGCUCCUGCUUGCUGUUCCCUGUUUAACCACCCCCCCUACCCUAGAGCGGUUCUACACUGACAAAAGCCACAGCACACCACAAUGCUGCUGAUGCCAACAUUCCAGUGCGCCCAAGAUCAGUGAACUGCUCAGCACCACACAUGUAUUUACGUUCAGCAACCACCAGGGGGAAACCUGAUCCCCCCCGCCACAAAAGGAAGGCCUACUGUACCAGUUCUCCAUCUUCAGAUGGUUUAUGGAGUCUCCAGUGCAGCAGAUGUCUUGAGGAUUGUGACCACCUGUCCUGUUUCAGUGUAUUGAGAGAUCCUCAGCCAGCUCUUUCUCUUUCUCUCUCUUUCUCUCUCUCUCUCUCUCUCUCUCUCUCUCUACCACUCACAUGUACAGGAGGCAUUUUACUGUGAAUCUGCCAAAGACACUGAAUUACUUUCACUCCAUUUAAUGUGUGCACGGAGGUGGAAGAGGACAUGGGUCGUGUUUUUGGGCCAUUAUCAUAUGCAGCCGGGGAACUCUGUGGACGUUUCGGAUCACUGAAAUGGGGAUUACGGAACAGA